AUGGUCAUCUUGAGCAGGUCGUGGGUAGCCACCGUGAACCACCAUGCAAACCCUCACAGCUUCACCUCUCCGACCAAACCCGUCUUCUUUCUUACCCAAAAGCCUCACACUCCCCACGUCUGCUCCUCUCGAUGCUCUUUAGUUCUCGAGGAAGAUGAAAAGAAGUCACCUGGUCCGAAACAAGACAAGUGGCCCAUUUUCGAACCUGCUCCAGAUGUCCUUAACCGGGUCUUAUCCAAGUUUCUCCGCGACCCGAAAACCCAUAAAGUUUCUUCCGAGUUCUACGAGAAAGCCAAGGAGAACUCAGAGUUGAGGACCACCAAGCAUCUCAUCAACUACUUGGUGAGUUCCAAGAACUGGGACUUGCUCGUCUCGCUUUGUGAGGAUCUCAGGGAACAUAAAGCGUUCCCUGAUGUUCAUACGUGUUCUCAACUUAUCAGAAGCUGCAUCAGGCAGGGGAAAUUCAGGAUUACUCAUUGCUUGCUUAAUGUGUUUAGAACAGACAAGUCACUGUCCGUGUCUUCAUCUGAUUCAGCGAUGAAAGGCUUUAACAAGUUACAGAUGUAUAGUAGCACGAUCCAAGUGUUUGAUAGGUUGAAACAAUCUGUGGAUGUUGAGCCAAGCCCUGGCUGUUACUGCAGGAUCAUGGAGGCUCAUGAGAGGAUUGGUGAUAGUCAAAAGGUGGUGGAGUUGUUUCAAGAGUUUAAUAGCAAGAGGUUGAGUUUCUUGGCCAAGGAAUCAGGCUCUAUCUACACAAUCUUAUGCUCGUCCCUCGCUAAAUCAGGACGAGCACUCGAAGCUCUGGAGUUUCUGGAGGAGAUGAAAGAUAAAGGCAUUCCACAAAGUAGUGCAUUGUACUCUACCUUGAUCCGUGCCUUGGCUGAGGCCCGGGAGGUUGUAACGGUGGAGAAGCUGUUCAAAGAAGCAGGAGAGAAGAAGAUGUUGAAGGAUCCAGAGAUGUGUUUGAAGGUUGUAUUGAUGUACGUAAGAGAAGGAGCCAUGGAGAGAACUCUAGAGGUUGUGGCUGUGAUGAGGAAGAGCGACUUGAAGGUCACUGACUGCAUUUUCUGCGCGAUUGUGAAUGGAUUCUGUAAACAAAGAGGCUUUGCUGAAGCAGUCAAGGCUUAUGAGUGGCUUAUGAAGCAAGAAUGCGAGGCUGGACAAGUGACUUACGCGAUAACAAUCAAUGCAUACUGUCGGCUAGAGGAGCACGACAAGGCUGAGAUGCUGUUUGAAGAGAUGGUGAAGAAGGGUUUUGACAAAUGCGUUGUUGCAUACUCAAACAUAAUAGAUAUGUACGGGAAGACAAGGAGGCUAAGCGACGCGGUGAAGCUAAUGGCUAAGAUGAAACAAAGAGGAUGUAGACCCAACAUUUGGAUCUACAACUCCUUGAUUGAUAUGCAUGGGAGAGCUAUGGACUUGAGGCGGGUGGAAAAGAUAUGGAAAGAGAUGAAGAGGAUGAAGGUGUUGCCUGAUAAAGUGAGCUACACAAGCAUGAUCAGUGGGUAUAACAGAGGAAAGGAGUUUGAGAGGUGUGUGGAGCUUUACCAUGAGUUUAGGAUGAACAGAGGAAAGAUUGAUAGAGCCAUGGCGGGAAUCAUGGUUGGUGUAUUCUCCAAAACCAGCAGGAUUGAUGAGCUAAUCAGGCUGUUGCAGGACAUGAAAGCCGAAAGAACUAAGUUUGAUGCGAGGCUCUAUUCAUCAGCUUUGAAUGCUCUCCGUGAUGCUGGACUUAACUCACAGAUCAGAUGGUUGCAGGAAAGCUUUGACAUAUCACAACAAACUAGUGGUUCAAGAUAUUCCAAUAUGAAGAACAAAAGAACUUUGCAGAGUUCUUGA
Molecule: messenger RNA, 1839 nt
Organism: Eruca vesicaria subsp. sativa (arugula)
Lineage: Eukaryota; Viridiplantae; Streptophyta; Magnoliopsida; Brassicales; Brassicaceae
Source: the annotation of a GenBank genome assembly